Amorphotheca resinae ATCC 22711 is the source of this 3418-nucleotide messenger RNA. RefSeq lists its product as hypothetical. Bases 158 to 3418 code for a protein of 1086 amino acids. NCBI's taxonomy places the organism in Eukaryota, Fungi, Ascomycota, Leotiomycetes, Helotiales, Amorphothecaceae. The transcript is spliced from 9 exons. Gene Ontology annotation, molecular function: protein binding; CoA-ligase activity. The record is from RefSeq and is a predicted model, not a curated record.
AGCAUUUCAAUUGUCGGUCUCUUGGUGUUUGGUUUCCAUUUUUCAGCUCGUCCAGGACUAUCUUUAUCUCCGUAGUAGUGAUACACGUGCCUAAGAGCAGCAUAGUUGGCCUCCCUUGACUCGCUGUCGGAUAUAUCGGGAUAUACUAUCCUUCACAAUGGUUUUCACCCCUCCGGCAUGGGUGCCAAAGCUUCCUUUCGAUCCUCCUGACACUGUUCCUAUCAGUCAAUUCAUGCUAGACGAUGCCUACGGAAGAUGCCCUCAGAAAGAAUCAAAAAAUCCAUUUACAUGCGGUAUCUCUGGCAGGACGUAUACUGGGCUGGAGAUGGUGGAGAGAGUCGAUCAUCUGGCACGAGCUCUGUCGAAAGAGUUUGGAUGGCAUCCAAAUAAAGGCACGGAAUGGGACAAAGUUAUUGGGAUAUUUGCGCUGAACACGGUGGAUUCCAUGACAUUGGCGUAUGCCGUGCAUCGGCUUUCUGGAAUUGCCUCUCCAGCAAACGCGGCAUAUUCUGCUGCUGAGCUAGAAUUCCAGCUUAAGGACUCUGGCGCAAAGGCUAUUUUUACAUGUAUUCCACUUCUGGAAACAGCUUUGCAAGCAGCAAAAAAUACCGGUAUCCCCAGAGAGCGAAUUUUCAUCUUGGAGAUGCCUAAAGAGUUCUCUGGGGAUAAACCCGUUCCAUUCAGGACGGUUGGACAGUUGAUUGAGGCUGGUCAGAAGCUGCCGGAAUUGGAAGCUUUGCAAUGGAAGAAGGGACAAGGUGCAAGGCAAACUGCAUACCUAUGCUAUUCAAGUGGAACAUCAGGUUUACCGAAAGGCGUCAUGAUUAGCCAUCGCAAUGUUAUCUCAAAUGUUAUGCAAAUCACGGCCUAUGAGAAGCCUGUACGAGAUCUGAGGCCUGCCGCUGAGAGGUCAGAGGUGGCUUUGGGCCUGUUACCACUAAGUCACAUCUACGGCUUAGUAGUUAUUGCCCAAGCCAGCACUUAUCGGGGUGACGGAGUCAUCAUUCUACCAAAAUUUGAGCUCCGAUCCUAUCUCAGAGCUAUUGAAGUCAACAAAAUCAGGGCGCUGUACCUGGUUCCUCCGAUUAUUAUCCAAAUGACCAAGAACCAAGGAGUGUGCUCAAAAUUUGAUCUCUCUAGUGUGCGGUCAGUGUUUACCGGAGCAGCACCACUUGGGGCCGAGACUGCUCAGGAUCUACAAAAGAUCUAUCCACAUUGGAAAAUUCGUCAAGGUUACGGCUUGACGGAAACCUGUACGGUGGUAGUUUCUAGCUCAGAAGAUGACAUUUGGUUGGGAUCCAGUGGAUCUCUCCUCCCCGGUUACAGCGCAAAGAUCAUGUCCCUCGACGGCGUCGAAAUCACAGGCUACGACCAACCAGGAGAACUGGUUGUCCAAUCACCAUCCGUCGUGUUAGGAUACCUCAGAAACGAUAAAGCCAACAAAGAAACGUUCCUAGAUGACACUGAUGGCAAGGGUAGAUGGAUGCGAACUGGUGAUGAGGCCGUGUUUCGCAAGGCUCCUUCUGGGAACGAGCAUCUGUUUAUCGUUGAUCGGAUUAAGGAGCUAAUUAAAGUCAAGGGUCUCCAAGUCGCACCCGCCGAGCUCGAAGCUCAUCUCCUCACUCACCCCGCAGUUGCAGACUGCGCUGUCAUCCCGGUACCCGACGACGCGGCAGGUGAACUUCCAAAAGCCUACGUGGUAAAAUCAUCGUCUGUCGGUCUGGAAGAAAAUGACCGCAUGGUUGCAAGAGAUAUAGCCAAGUAUGUCGAGAAACACAAGGCCCACCAUAAAUGGUUGAAAGGUGGCGUUGAAUUUAUAGAUGUUAUUCCUAAGAGUCCUAGUGGGAAGAUUUUACGAAGACUUCUGAGAGAUAAGGAUAGGGAAGCUAGAAGGAAGACGAAUCCUCACGAUGGGGAGGAAGAGGCAGCAAUGCUAGAUCCCAACGAAGCCGGCGAGGAGAUCAUAGACGAUGGGGACGCAGCCAUGGACUCCGGUUCUGAUUACGAAGGCGAAGGCGGCGACGACGAGAUCAUGCAAGAAGUGCAACUGCAAAAUGAUUCCGCGGCCUACUUCGACCAACACAAAGACAGCAUCUUCUGCAUAGCCCAACACCCUCUCUACCCAAACAUAGUAGCAACAGGUGGCAGCGAAGGUGAGGAUGCUGGCGGAAUCGGCUACAUUUUCGAUUCCACACCCGAAGAUCGCCCCGUUCUGCCAGCUUCAUAUCAGAGUGCCCCGCAGGAGGGCGGGGAACGCAAAGGGCAGGUAGCACUUUUUACUCUGGAUGGGCACACGGAUUCGAUCAGCGGACUCGCGUUCACGUUGCCGAAGGGUGAAUUUCUGGUCUCAGGUGGCCUGGAUGGCAAACUGCGCGCCUGGGCCUCGAACGGGCAGACGUGGAAAUUCCUAGCUGAGGCGCAGGAAGUCGAGGAGAUCAACUGGGUCAUCGCAUGUCCGAACUCCGCAUACCCGAAUACCUUCGCGCUGGGUGCGAAUGACGGCUCGGUCUGGGUCUACACAAUCGAUGGGUCGUCCGCGGACGCGCCCUUGCAGAUCGUGCAGUCGUAUUUCCUACAUACCGAGUCCUGCACCGCGGGAGCGUGGUCCGCGGACGGGAAGCUCCUGGCGACGGUGAGCGAGGACAGCAGUCUGUACGUCUAUGAUGUGUUCGGGGAGGCGGCCGCGGCGGGUCUUACACAGGGAGAUGGCGGACAAACAGUGGUAGGACUCACAUCUUUGGAUCAGCGAUUUGCGGUCGAGGGAGGACUGUUCAGCGUUGCGAUUGCGCCUUCGGGUGCGUUCGUCGUGGUUGGUGGAGCGGGAGGUGCGAUUAAAGUCGUUGGUCUACCGCGAUUAAGCACAGAAGCUUCAGGCGCUGCGCCAGCGGGUAGAGCAGGGGCGGGAGCAGCUUCGAAGGCGAAAGGUGGCAAGCAAGCUGGGGGGAAGGCAUCUGGGGGUGGAGCCUCUGCAGGACAGGCGGGGCAGAUCCUGGCAGAUCUUCAGGCACAGGGUGAUGGUAUCGAGACGCUUGCAUUCGCUCCCCUGCCAUUGACGCUCUUGGCGGCGGGCAGUGUGGAUGGAAGUAUUGCGCUCUACGACUCGGCGCACAGAUUUGCGGUCCGGAGGCACAUCAAGGAAGCACAUGAAGAUUUCAGCGUGGUCAAGGUUGAGUUCGUCAAGAACGCGAGGACCGGCGGCUGGCUCCUGACGAGCUGUGGCAUGGAUGGAGUCGUCAGGAGAUGGGAUACGCGGGGUGGGACAUCGGCGGCCAACUCGGGAUUCCUGAGGGAGUGGAAGGGCCACAGAGGGGAUGGAGAAGGGGGUGGUGUGUUGGGAUUUGUGCAGGGUGAUGGCGAGAGGAUCGUCACUGCUGGUGAUGAUGGCAUUUCAUUGGUUUUCGAAGCACCUCUUGCUUAG